Oryza brachyantha (malo sina) is the source of this 1990-nucleotide messenger RNA. RefSeq names its product serine/threonine protein kinase OSK4. The coding region runs from base 44 to 1570 and encodes 508 amino acids. Gene Ontology annotation, biological process: intracellular signal transduction; protein phosphorylation. NCBI's taxonomy places the organism in Eukaryota, Viridiplantae, Streptophyta, Magnoliopsida, Poales, Poaceae. Gene Ontology annotation, molecular function: ATP binding; protein serine/threonine kinase activity. The record is from RefSeq and is a predicted model, not a curated record. The transcript is spliced from 11 exons.
ACCCGAUCGGCGGCGAGGGGGAGGAGCUCCGGUGCCAGUGAAAAUGGAUGGAAAUGCUAGAGGUGGGCAUUCUGAGGCACUGAAGAACUACAAUCUAGGAAGAACAUUAGGUAUUGGCUCAUUUGGGAAAGUGAAGAUUGCAGAGCAUAAGCAUACAGGGCACAGAGUUGCUAUAAAGAUCCUGAACCGCCGCCAAAUGAGAAAUAUGGAAAUGGAAGAGAAAGCAAAAAGAGAAAUCAAGAUAUUGAGGCUGUUCAUUCACCCCCAUAUCAUUCGCCUUUAUGAGGUCAUAUACACUCCUACGGAUAUAUAUGUUGUGAUGGAGUACUGCAAGUUUGGCGAAUUGUUUGAUUACAUUGUUGAGAAAGGCAGGUUGCAGGAAGAUGAGGCUCGUCGAAUCUUCCAGCAGAUUAUAUCGGGUGUUGAAUACUGCCACAGAAACAUGGUGGUUCAUCGUGAUCUAAAGCCAGAAAACCUGCUGCUGGAUUCAAAGUAUAAUGUGAAACUUGCGGACUUUGGUUUGAGUAAUGUCAUGCAUGAUGGACAUUUUUUAAAGACAAGCUGUGGGAGUCCGAACUAUGCUGCUCCAGAGGUGAUCUCUGGUAAACUAUAUGCUGGACCUGAGGUUGAUGUAUGGAGCUGUGGAGUGAUCCUUUAUGCUCUCCUUUGUGGUACUCUUCCAUUUGAUGAUGAGAAUAUACCCAACCUAUUCAAAAAGAUAAAGGGUGGUAUAUAUACUCUUCCAAGCCAUUUGUCUGCUCUCGCCAGGGAUUUGAUCCCAAGAAUGCUUGUUGUUGAUCCAAUGAAGAGAAUCACAAUUCGUGAAAUUCGAGAGCAUCAGUGGUUUCAGAUUCGCCUUCCUCGUUACUUGGCAGUGCCUCCGCCAGACACAGCACAGCAAGCCAAAAUGAUUGAUGAAGACACCCUUCAAGACGUUGUAAACUUGGGUUAUGAGAAGGACCAUGUGUGUGAGUCUCUGCGCAGUAGACUGCAAAAUGAGGCAACUGUUGCAUAUUAUUUACUCUUGGAUAAUCGUUUUCGAGCUACCAGUGGCUAUCUUGGAGCGGACUAUCAGGAAUCAUUGGAGAGAAACUUUAAUCACUUUGCUUCAUCGGAAUCAGCAAGUUCAAAUGCAAGGCAUUAUCUUCCAGGAAGCAGUGAUCCUCAUGCCAGUGGUUUGCGUCCACAUUAUCCUGUUGAAAGAAAAUGGGCUCUUGGACUUCAGUCUCGAGCUCAGCCUCGUGAGAUAAUGAUCGAGGUUCUAAAGGCACUUCAAGAAUUAAAUGUCUGCUGGAAGAAGAAUGGACAGUACAACAUGAAAUGCAAAUGGUGUGUUGGGUACCCUCAGGCCACUGAUAUGUUAGAUGUCAACCACAGCUUUGUUGGUGACUCCAUCAUAAUGGAUAACGGCGAUGUAAAUGGGAGGUUGCCUGCUGUGAUCAAGUUUGAAAUUCAGCUUUACAAGACCAGGGACGACAAGUAUCUUCUGGAUAUGCAGAGAGUUACUGGGCCUCAGCUCCUUUUCCUGGACUUCUGUGCAGCCUUCCUUACCAAGCUGAGGGUUCUAUAGUUCUAUAGUACCCUGUGUUGGCUUCAGUGAAUAACCAAACCUAGGGUUUUAUCAUGUGCGGUUUUUCACUGCAAUGAUGAAUAAAGGAUACCAUGUAAAUAGUCAACUGUGACUUUCUUCCCAGUCCUUAGACAGCGAACGGUGUUGUUUGAGUGACUAGUAUUGUGUUGAGCACCAAAAUGUUGGUCGUUACAGACUUACAUAGUAUAUAGAUCUUGAUAAGCUAUCUGUGUGGGCGAAUGCUUGAUGCUAAUUUUUGCAGGCUGCAGCUAUACUGCUGGUGAUGCUGCACUACAAGCUUUCCUCUAGGUUAUCAUGCGUGUGCUUGGAAAUUUUGCAACUGCUAGGAAGAGACUGGGAAGAAUAUCAGCCCAUUUCUGCCGGAUUGUGUUAUAAAUGUAGAUGACAUCAUAUUUAGUG